Hemiscyllium ocellatum (epaulette shark) is the source of this 1038-nucleotide messenger RNA. It is a transcript of the gene oprd1b, whose product is annotated as opioid receptor, delta 1b. The record is from RefSeq and is a predicted model, not a curated record. Gene Ontology annotation, biological process: G protein-coupled opioid receptor signaling pathway; neuropeptide signaling pathway. Gene Ontology annotation, cellular component: membrane; neuron projection. NCBI's taxonomy places the organism in Eukaryota, Metazoa, Chordata, Chondrichthyes, Orectolobiformes, Hemiscylliidae. The coding region runs from base 139 to 1038 and encodes 299 amino acids. Gene Ontology annotation, molecular function: neuropeptide binding; G protein-coupled enkephalin receptor activity. The transcript is spliced from 3 exons.
GCUUCUUUUGGUCUCAACGGGAGCCUGACCAACAGCACUGAGCCGGUCAAGAGCACCACGUCCACGGUCAUCGCCCUCGCCAUCACUGCGCUCUACUCGGUGGUGUGUGUGGUCGGGCUCAUUGGCAAUUUCCUGGUCAUGUACGGGAUUGUCAGAUACACAAAAAUGAAAACAGCCACCAACAUUUACAUCUUCAACCUCGCCUUGGCCGAUGCAUUAGCUACGAGCACACUGCCAUUCCAGAGUGCCAAAUACUUGAUGGAAACGUGGCCCUUCGGCGAGUUGUUGUGCAAAACAGUCCUGUCAAUUGACUACUACAAUAUGUUCACCAGCAUCUUCACCCUGACCAUGAUGAGCGUCGACCGUUACAUUGCUGUGUGUCACCCGGUUAAAGCGCUAGAUUUCCGCACGCCCACCAAUGCAAAGAUCGUCAAUGUUUGCGUGUGGCUCCUAUCAUCUGCCAUUGGGGUCCCAGUUAUGGUCAUGGCUGUCACGAAGCCCGGUGACAAAGGGAACGUGAUGUGUACCAUACAGUUUCCAGCCCCAACUUGGUACUGGGACAACGUAACCAAAAUCUGUGUCUUCAUAUUUGCCUUCGUGAUCCCAGUCCUGGUCAUUACCAUCUGCUACGGCCUGAUGAUUCUGCGUCUGAAAAGCGUCCGCCUUCUCUCUGGCUCCAAAGAGAAGGACAGGAAUCUGCGAAGGAUCACGCGGAUGGUGCUGGUCGUGGUGGCCAUCUUCAUCAUCUGCUGGACACCUAUCCACAUCUUCGUGAUUGUCAAGACACUGGUGGUGAUCAACCCGAGCCCUUUAGUGACGGCCAGCUGGCAUUUCUGCAUCGCCCUGGGUUACACCAACAGCUGCCUGAACCCUGUGCUCUAUGCCUUCCUGGACGAGAACUUCAAGCGUUGUUUCCGGGAGUUUUGCUUACCCUUGCGCUCAAGGCUGGAGCAGAACAGCUUCACGCGAGCCAGGAAGUCCAACAGGGAGUCAGUCUGUGCCUGCACCCCGUCCGAGAUGGUCAACAAGUCAGUAUGA